This is a messenger RNA of Homo sapiens (human), 5497 nucleotides long. RefSeq names its product arylsulfatase D (gene ARSD). Bases 65 to 1492 code for a protein of 475 amino acids. Lineage: Eukaryota; Metazoa; Chordata; Mammalia; Primates; Hominidae. Gene Ontology annotation, cellular component: endoplasmic reticulum lumen; lysosome. The record is from RefSeq and is a predicted model, not a curated record. The transcript has 10 exons.
ACUAGCGGCGCCCGGGCGCGGAGUGCGCAGGGCAAGGUCCUGCGCUCUGGGCCAGCGCUCGGCCAUGCGAUCCGCCGCGCGGAGGGGACGCGCCGCGCCCGCCGCCAGGGACUCUUUGCCGGUGCUACUGUUUUUAUGCUUGCUUCUGAAGACGUGUGAACCUAAAACUGCAAAUGCCUUUAAACCAAAUAUCCUACUGAUCAUGGCGGAUGAUCUAGGCACUGGGGAUCUCGGUUGCUACGGGAACAAUACACUGAGAACGCCGAAUAUUGACCAGCUUGCAGAGGAAGGUGUGAGGCUCACUCAGCACCUGGCGGCCGCCCCGCUCUGCACCCCAAGCCGAGCUGCAUUCCUCACAGGGAGACAUUCCUUCAGAUCAGGCAUGGACGCCAGCAAUGGAUACCGGGCCCUUCAGUGGAACGCAGGCUCAGGUGGACUCCCUGAGAACGAAACCACUUUUGCAAGAAUCUUGCAGCAGCAUGGCUAUGCAACCGGCCUCAUAGGAAAAUGGCACCAGGGUGUGAAUUGUGCAUCCCGCGGGGAUCACUGCCACCACCCCCUGAACCACGGAUUUGACUAUUUCUACGGCAUGCCCUUCACGCUCACAAACGACUGUGACCCAGGCAGGCCCCCCGAAGUGGACGCCGCCCUGAGGGCGCAGCUCUGGGGUUACACCCAGUUCCUGGCGCUGGGGAUUCUCACCCUGGCUGCCGGCCAGACCUGCGGUUUCUUCUCUGUCUCCGCGAGAGCAGUCACCGGCAUGGCCGGCGUGGGCUGCCUGUUUUUCAUCUCUUGGUACUCCUCCUUCGGGUUUGUGCGACGCUGGAACUGUAUCCUGAUGAGAAACCAUGACGUCACGGAGCAACCCAUGGUUCUGGAGAAAACAGCGAGUCUUAUGCUAAAGGAAGCUGUUUCCUAUAUUGAAAGACACAAGCAUGGGCCAUUUCUCCUCUUCCUUUCUUUGCUGCAUGUGCACAUUCCCCUUGUGACCACGAGUGCAUUCCUGGGGAAAAGUCAGCAUGGCUUAUAUGGUGAUAAUGUGGAGGAGAUGGACUGGCUCAUAGGUAAGGUUCUUAAUGCCAUCGAAGACAAUGGUUUAAAGAACUCAACAUUCACGUAUUUCACCUCUGACCAUGGAGGACAUUUAGAGGCAAGAGAUGGACACAGCCAGUUAGGGGGAUGGAACGGAAUUUACAAAGGUGGGAAGGGCAUGGGAGGAUGGGAAGGUGGGAUCCGCGUGCCCGGGAUCUUCCACUGGCCGGGGGUGCUCCCGGCCGGCCGAGUGAUUGGAGAGCCCACGAGCCUGAUGGACGUGUUCCCUACUGUGGUCCAGCUGGUGGGUGGCGAGGUGCCCCAGGACAGGGUGAUUGAUGGCCACAGCCUGGUACCCUUGCUGCAGGGAGCUGAGGCACGCUCGGCACAUGAGUUCCUGUUUCAUUACUGUGGGCAGCAUCUUCACGCAGCACGCUGGCACCAGAAGGACAAAAGGUAGUAGAUCGACGCUGAACAGUUUCAACACAGGGGAAAGGGGAAGAAUUAAGGAACCUCUAUGAUUCUGAUUUCUGAAAGCAGCCACAGUGAGCGCUCUGCAAUGAGUCCCUUUGCCUGGGGCAUGCAAUGCAGAGACACAAACGGACACACAUGGGCGCACGCGCGCACACACACAUGCUCUGACUUUGCAAGCUGAAGGCUGUGAUUGUGUGGACUGCCUCGUGUCCCUCCUCCUUUUCACUGAAUAGGGAGGUUCAUGCUGAUACCACAGGGCCGACACCUGCGUUCUGCGUUCACACCUGCGUGGAUUUCUGCCACCCUGACUCCCUUCUUGUCUGCAUCCAGGUGGAAGCGUCUGGAAGGUUCAUUACACGACCCCGCAGUUCCACCCCGAGGGAGCGGGGGCCUGCUACGGCCGAGGCGUCUGCCCAUGCUCCGGGGAGGGCGUGACCCAUCACAGACCCCCUUUGCUCUUUGACCUCUCCAGGGACCCCUCCGAGGCACGGCCCCUGACCCCCGACUCCGAGCCCCUGUACCACGCCGUGAUAGCAAGGGUAGGUGCCGCGGUGUCGGAGCAUCGGCAGACCCUGAGUCCUGUGCCCCAGCAGUUUUCCAUGAGCAACAUCCUGUGGAAGCCGUGGCUGCAGCCGUGCUGCGGACAUUUCCCGUUCUGUUCAUGCCACGAGGAUGGGGAUGGCACCCCCUGAAUGCCAGGACUGUGAGAGAGGAUCCAGGAGAGCCUGACUGCGUUGCAAACAAAAUUCUCCAAGCUUGGUUCUAUCUUCAGCUUCCCUUUUUGCAAGGAACAUGCCCUGGACUGAGAGUGGGUCCCCACUUUCUUUCUUUCUUUCUUUCUUUUUUGAGACAGAGUGUCGCUCUGUCCCUCAGGCUGGAAUGCAAUGGCACGAUCUCUGCUCACUGCAACCUCCGCCUCCCGGGUUCAAGCGAUUUUCCUGCCUCAGCCUCCUGAGUACCCAGGAUUACAGGCACCAGGCACCUGCCACCAUGCCUAGCUAAUUUUUGUAGUUUUAGUAGAGACAGGGUUUCACCAUGUUGCCCAGGCUGGUCUCGCACUCCUGACCUCAAGUCAUCCACCUGCCUCAGCCUCCCAAAGUGCUGGGAUUACAGGCACGAGCCACUGCGCCCAUGUAGGGUUUCCCUUUCCUGAUUUGUGAAAUAAGACUGUCCCAGUAGGCACCCACUGAUGCCUCCUCUUCCUCUUCUAAAUCUCAGGGUUCGUCAUUGUGCCAAUGCCCGAUGUUUUCACCCCUCCGUCUUAAAGCAUUGUUGCAAUUUCAUCACCUAGAUGACAUAACAGCCUUACAAAAGGACAGGGAGGAGUGUCUGUUCCUACUCUCACAUAGCGGAGGAAAGUUAGAGCCUCUCAGUCUCUGUUUAUGAGGACUCAUUAAUCUCAAAUAAUUGAUGCAUUUUUCAUACAUUAGGGUCUCUGUCCAUGUGUCUUCCUGAUAUUGUUAUAGAAAUGGCUUCAGGCUGCUGGUAACAGAUGCUGCGGAAAAAGAAUGCCUUAAACAAAGCCAGGCACGGUGACUCACACCUGUAAUCCCAGCACUUUGGGAGGCUAAGGUGGGAGGAUCACUUGAGCCUAGGAGUUAGACACCUACCCAGCCUGAGCAACACAGUGAGACCUCAUCUCUACAAAAAACAAAUAAUUAGCUAGAUGUCGUGGCGCACAGCUGUAGUCUCAGCUACUUAGGAGGCUGAGGCGGGAGGAUUAUUUGAGCCUGGGAGGUCAAAACUGCAAUGAGCUAAGAUUGCACUACUGCACUCCGGGCUGGGAGACAGAGUAAGACCCUGCCUUAAAAAAAAAAAAAAAAAAAUGCCUUAAAGAAAAUAAUAAGAGAAGGGUGUGUUCUCUUCCAAGUAAUGAGCCGAUCAAGGGGAAGCAACCCAAGGCUAGCAGGCUCUUUUCAAUUCCCAGCUCUGCCACUCUUAGCAUGGCAGAGAGUUGGCCUCAUUAUGCCAGUAUGGCUGCCACAGUGUCAGACAUCACAUUCCAGGCAGUGGAAAGGAGAAAGAACCAAAGGGCAUCCCUUUCUCUUGAAGCAGUCCCUGUGAGGGGGGAUUAUCUGGAAGCCCCAACCCAAUUUCUGCUUCCAACCAUUAUCCAUAGAAACAACUGGAAGUUGAGAAGUGCAGUCUUUUAGGUGGGCACCUGGCUGCCCUGUAUGAAACCAGAAUUAGGUUGGUCAGCAGGAAAACAAGAAAACACUUACUGUGUUGACUGAGGUUUUUGACGCAUCGCUUUAUUGUCAAAUUAAACAACUCUAUCUCAUUCUGCACUGAAACACGUACUACCAUUGCCUAUAAUUGGAAAAUGAUCCUCAGAGGCACAGAAGAUGCCCUGAUGGAAAGUUUGCCCCUUGGGCAAAGAGACAGCCAUGGGAACCUUCAGACAUAGAGAGAGAAGGUGGCUUUUCUCCCUACAUUCCUCAAAUAGCUAAGAUUUGGCCAGUGUGUUUUCUAAGUCAAUUCUAGUGUGUUUCAUCCUCACCUCUUCCCUCUGUGGCUUUGAUGAUGGAAGUGUAGUCCUAACCUACUGCACAGCUGGGACCCCCUGCCCCUAGAUCCCAAUACUGGGGAUGGGAGGACCUUGCACUAUUCCCCUCAGUCCAUCUAUCGAGGUCUUUGCAGGAAGCAUACUGGGAAUUGAAACGAGAGCCUAAAUGACAUCUAAGAAAGGCAGUGUUCAAUACCAGGUAUUAGGUGAGGAUGGGAUUCUAAGGACAUCAGUGGGAGGCAGGGAGCCACCUUCAGACCUCAGCAUGGAAGCUUCCAAGAUCCAGAGGAAGAGGCAACAGCACUGAGAGUCAUAGGUAGAAGAAUCAUCACAGCCCUGCUAACCAGGCAGCUGAUGCCCCUCUCCCCUGGCUCCCUGUGUCCAAAUCCUACAGGGGCAUCUGUUGGCUGAACUCAACCUGAAGCCAAAGAGAAGAUGAGUGGAGAGAGGCAACAUUUAUAGAGCUCAGGUUUCUAGGGCUGGAGAGGGAUCUGGAGGGACACACAGGAGACACCUGGCAUAACCAAAAAAUGAUUAAAAAAAAAAAAAAAAAGAAACAUCUAUGGAGCAUGGGACACGGGGAGUGGAGGCAGCUAAAAGCCAUCUCAUCUUUCACCGUAUUCAACAAGCCCAUUAUAACAAGUCUUUCACGCUCAACCAUUCAAACAAUCCCAACAAUCCCAGCCUAAGAAUUUCCUGGCAUUUGAUGAAAAUGGCUGUGGGUUUUGCUAUCUUUAAGCUCCCUGGGAAGCAGGAUAUAAGCCCAGGGCUGGCAGGCUCUUUCUAGCUACCUGCUCUUGCACAUAGAGUUUGCCUCAUGGUUGCAAGAAGGCUGCCAUAGCUCCAGAUGGCACAUAGACAUUCCAGGCAGCAGGAAAAAGGAAGGAGCACUUAACCGAAGGAGGUCAGGGAGUUGGUUAGUCUCCACCUGAAGAAGAGAGCCAUGAACCAGCUUCAGUUGACUAACGGGCUCCUGUGAGUGCAUCUUUGGACUUUUCUGGAGGUUGAAAUCUAGAUGUGGUAUGUGUCUUAAAGCAGCCACCAACUCCUCCCAUUACCUUCCAAGUGAGCCCAACUACACGAUGGAGCCUCUUCCCUGCCCUUGGAUCUGGGCUGAGCCUCUGACUUGCGUUGACCAACAGAAUGCAGUGAAAGUGAUGCCGAUACUACCCUCCCUGCCCUAGACUUGGGAUACCUGGCAGCUAUAUUCUUCCAUUCCUCAGGACUUGCAAAAACGGGUCUCAGCAUGCCUUCCCAGAGCCAUGAGGUGUUUCUUUGCCCAUUCAUUGAUCUGAGAAGUGAGUGUAAGGAGUUUAAAUCAACCUCUGUUCUGUGCUAGUUAAGGUAAUAAAGUUGCUGCAGUCCAGGGGGUAGGUACCUGUGGACGGCUCUGCGAAUAGGACAGUUGCAUUUCUUGGGAAUCAAGUGCAUCCCUAGGCUGGCAGUGCAGCAGAAAUACUGAAUAAAAUGUGACAAAUCUCCCUG